Molecule: messenger RNA, 1185 nt
Organism: Electrophorus electricus (electric eel)
Lineage: Eukaryota; Metazoa; Chordata; Actinopteri; Gymnotiformes; Gymnotidae
Source: RefSeq, a predicted model, not a curated record
AUGGCUUUAGACUUAGCAAACAGGAACUGCACUGAGAAAUGGAAUUGGUCACAGAGGCAGUUAACUCUUCAGACUGGAGCAUCUGUCAACAUCCCAUGUCAUUAUGAUAUGAAAUAUAAACAAUAUAAGAAAUACUGGUGCUGUGAGCGUGCAACAGCAUUCAGUUACUGCACGAUUAUGGCAUAUGCCAACAAUACAAACAAGAAAGUGACAGUAACUGAUAAUCCAGCUCAGAGUCUCUUUACUGUCACUAUGAGGGAUCUACAGGAGAGAAACACUGGAGCAUAUUGGUGUGCAGUGGAGAUUUCAGGACUAUUUCAACCAGAUGUUAAAGCACAGCGAUAUAUCACUGUGAAAUCAGCUCCUGCUGUGUCUGUGACCAAGAGCAGAGUGAGUGGAGAGGAGGGGAGCAGUGUCAGUGUCCAGUGUCUCUACAGCGCUGCAUAUAAGAAAGAGGCGAAGAAGUGGUGCAGAUCUAUAGACUGGACCUGCUACACAGUGGGGAGGACCAACACAUCCCAGAAUUCAGCAGUGCAGAUCAGUGAUGAUGGGAAAGGCACCUUCACGGUGUUAAUGACUGGACUGAAAGACGCUGGCUGGUACUGGUGCUCCGCUGGAGGUCUAGAAGUUCCUGUUCACUUCGACGUCACUGAUGCGCUUGCAGUGACAACAGUGGUGACAGCACCUGACAAAGAGAAAACCAGCAUCAGAGAGACGACUCCAGACUCGCUCCGCAACCGUGGCGACCGCCUCCCCAUCUUUGCCUGCUCUGGCACCUGCGUCCCAUCUUCCAGGUUUUACUGCUUGUGUGGGGAGAGGCGUAUGACUCCUUUCUGCUGUCUGAAGUUGCUCCUUCGUAUUCACCAGUCUGCUCCUCCAGCUGUCGGAGUUCCACAGCCAGAAGCCACGCACAGGAGUCAUCUGAUGCCGAGCUGCUGGCUGUGUCCGUGGAACUGGACACUGAAGGUGCUUACGCCCAAGGGCUGGAACCAGACGUUGUCCAGAGAGCAGCGUCAGAGGGUCAGCCGAGGCUGGGAGGCUGGCACUGACCAAGAACCUGCGUCUGUGUUCGGCCACAGCCGUGUUCGUGGGGUGCACUUCUGCAUGGCAGUAGCGAGGAAGACCGUGGAGCAGUGGAUGGAGGAGAUGAAGAGGAGAUGCUGGACAGGUUCAGUGAUCUGCUGA